AUUCUUUCUUUGGGAUGAACCGCUUUGUCGUUCAGAGAGGGGCAGAAAAUGAAAUGCAAAGAAGAUGCAAAAGUGCAAGGGUGUAUUAAUUGACCGAUCAAUAUAAAUAAUUGACGGUCCCGAUCAACAAUCAGAGUAGCCGAAGAAGCCAAAGAUGAAAUUUAUAAUAUUACUUGCACUUGUGGCUGUUGCCCUCGCAGAUGUCGCCUAUCUUCCCCCUAGAACAGGCGGAUAUUCCGGCGGAGCCUACUCUGGAGGUAGCGGUAUAGGCGGAGGAAGUGGCUUUGCAGGAGGAGCGCCAAUACCCAUUCUCAGGUAUGUUAAUAAUAACCCUGGUGAUGGUACCUACAACUGGCUGUACGAAACUGGCAACGGAAUCAAUGCUGAUGAAUCUGGAGAUGCUCGAGGAGAUGGCACCAAAGCCCAAGGUCAGUUCUCCUACACAGCCCCAGAUGGCCAAAGAGUCAGCCUCCAAUAUACUGCUGAUGAGAAUGGAUUCAGGCCCGUAGGAAGUCACAUUCCCACUCCUCCUCCAAUCCCAGAGGCCAUCUUACGGUCGAUCGAGUACAACAGAGCCCAUCCUAAUGACGACGGGCAAUACAACCCAGGGGCAAACGAAGGAGGAUUUGGAGGUGGUUAUCGCUAUUAGAUGCCUACCAGGAAGGUGCCCAGUAAAAGAAAAUACGCUCCUAUAUACUAUUCUUUCUGUUUCUAAUUGCUGUUAUUUUUAAAUAGUUUAUUUUAUUUAUUGCAAUUUGUAAGCGCACGGUAACAAAUACCCAUCACCCUUCGUAAUAACAGUUAUUAUGAGAUAAA
This is a messenger RNA of Dendroctonus ponderosae (mountain pine beetle), 816 nucleotides long. Its product is annotated as pupal cuticle protein 20. Bases 155 to 649 code for a protein of 164 amino acids. Gene Ontology annotation, molecular function: structural constituent of chitin-based larval cuticle. Lineage: Eukaryota; Metazoa; Arthropoda; Insecta; Coleoptera; Curculionidae. Gene Ontology annotation, cellular component: chitin-based extracellular matrix. The record is from RefSeq and is a predicted model, not a curated record. The transcript has 4 exons.